Molecule: messenger RNA, 1475 nt
Organism: Bombyx mandarina (wild silkworm)
Lineage: Eukaryota; Metazoa; Arthropoda; Insecta; Lepidoptera; Bombycidae
Product: ribosome biogenesis factor Nop53
Biological process (GO): rRNA processing; ribosomal large subunit assembly
Cellular component (GO): nucleolus
Molecular function (GO): 5S rRNA binding
Source: RefSeq, a predicted model, not a curated record
AAAACGCGCUUUGUCGCGUGAAGUUUUAGAAACAGAAAUAUUAUUAUUUGUUGAAAAUGACGGAGACUAAGAAAAAGAAACAUGUAUCGAAAAAAAAUAAAAAAGCGUGGCGGAAACACUGUGAUAUUAAAGACGUUGAAAAUUUCCUGGAAGAUCAGCGAUUAGAAGAGAGACUAGGUAAAUUUGAAACUAAACCGGACAGUGAGAUCUUCAUCAUAGACACGGGAGGAGAUGGUAUCAAAACUAAAGAUGAAGACAUUAAGCCUAUAUCAUUAAAAAAACUAAGAAGAAGUAAGCUAGGGGAAUUCCCUAAAUGCUUUGAAAUUUUACUACCCGAUUCAAAGGUGCAAGAUCCAAAUACAAAACGAAAUACCGUAAAACCAGUAGGUUCCAAGCCGACGGCCUUCAGUAAGUUAACUGAUAAACGAAAAUAUGAGAAGGGUAUUUAUCAGAAGAAAAUAGAAGAUGCACGCAGGAACAGGAAAAUGGCAUUGCAAAAGAAGAGGCGGGCAAAACAAGUGCGACAGAAUUUCAAUUUGGACCUUUGGGGCAAAGAUUUACCAGAUUCCAAAACCAUCCCCUCAACAUUAUGCGAUGAGUUCAUUCCUCCACAAGCUCAGCUGCACAAUGUGUUACCAGAACAGCGUCUUCGACAGAAGCCUCCACUUGCCCAGACUCUAGUGACUCGUGCCGCUGUAGAUGUUCCACACCCUGGAGUCAGCUAUAACCCAUCAUAUCAGGAGCACCAAGAGCUCCUGCAGGAGGUUGUGCAGCACGAGCAAAAACUGAUCAAGAAGGAACAACAUCUGGACCGGGUCACCACCAAAAUGUUCAAGAAAGUCACCGCUGCUGAAAAAGAAAAUCAAUGGCGUGAAGAGAUGAGUGAAGGUCUGCCGAAACCACAUAACCCUGCGGAACAUGACUCCGAAUCCGACGGAGAGUACAAAGCCAUCAACCCUCCCGUUAAGAAUAAGAAGAAAGAUCACAAGGCUCGAAGGAAACAGAAGGAGAGACUGUUAGAGAAGGAACGCCUGAAAAGGGAAAAGAUUGACAAAAAGAAGAUAACUGAUAUUUACAAGCUUCGGAAACUGGAGUCUUCGAUCAAGAAAGGCGAGAGGGUUCGCGAGGCUCAGCGCGUCCAGCGAGCCGCCCGCCGCGCCGCCCGCGCCCGCGCCGCGCCCCCCGCACUCAGCGCGCACCCCGCGCCCGCCCCCGCCCCGCCGCUCGUCCCGCCCGCGCAGCUCUCCGGCGACCUGCGCCGCGUCGCGCCCGCCGUGAACCUUCUCCGCGAACGUUUCGAGUCGCUCCAACACCGCGGCGCCCUCGCAGCCUCCAGGGUCAUGAUGAAGAAGAAACGGAAAUUAAAGAGCUACUUCAAGCCGGGACACAAGGUCACCGACCAAGAUGUACAGAAAUUUAUCAAAAAUCAUAAUAUAGAAGUAUAGAUUCACGAAAUAAAGUUGAGCUUACAAAAU